Zingiber officinale is the source of this 1542-nucleotide messenger RNA. Its product is annotated as rho GTPase-activating protein 5-like. Gene Ontology annotation, biological process: signal transduction. NCBI's taxonomy places the organism in Eukaryota, Viridiplantae, Streptophyta, Magnoliopsida, Zingiberales, Zingiberaceae. The transcript has 5 exons. The coding region runs from base 69 to 1466 and encodes 465 amino acids. The record is from RefSeq and is a predicted model, not a curated record. Gene Ontology annotation, molecular function: GTPase activator activity.
UUAUCCUAAUUCCUAAUCCUGGAAUCCUUAUUUGGCUGUGUAACCUCCGCUUCAUUUUCGCCCAAGCUAUGGCGGAAGUGCUCCGGUUCCCCUCCCUCUUCUCUUCGUCCCAGAGGCGAGAGCUUUAUUGCGACCCGGUCGAUGGCUCCAGCAGCGGAGAGGAAGAGGAGGAAGGGCUUGGGCGUGGCGGUGGCGGUGGCGGCGGCGGCGUAGUGGAGGGGAAGGACGAGAGGAGGAGGAGGAGGAGGAGGGGGAGGAGUGGAGGAGGCGAACAGGAGGAGGAGGAGCAAGGGCAGCUGCCCGUGUUGGCGUUACUGCUGACGGUGCUUCGGAAGUCACUGAUCGGGUGCAAGGCAGUGGCCGUCUGCGACGAGGCGAUGGAGAUAGGCUGGCCUACGGACGUGCGCCAUGUCGCCCACGUCACAUUUGACCGGUUUCAUGGCUUCCUCGGCUUGCCUGUCGAGUUCGAGCCGGAGGUUCCCCGCAGAGCCCCCAGCGCAAGUGCCACCAUCUUCGGUGUCUCUGCCAAAUCUAUGCAGUGUUCGUAUGAUUCCAGAGGCAACAGCAUUCCAACAAUCCUCUUGCUAAUGCAGGAGCGUCUUUACGAGCAAGGCGGCCUUCGGGCAGAAGGAAUUUUCCGAAUCAAUGGUGAAAAUGGCCAAGAAGAGUAUGUGAGACACCAGCUAAACAACGGAAUAGUGCCGGAGGGCGUUGACGUGCACUGUCUAGCAGGUUUAGUGAAGGCUUGGUUCAGGGAACUCCCGACAGGAUUGUUGGAUUCUCUUUCGCCUGAGCAGGUAAUGCAAUGUCAAACCGAGGAAGACUGUGCUCGCCUAGCUACAUUGCUGCCCCCAAGCGAGGCCGCAUUGCUCGAUUGGUCUAUCAAUUUGAUGGCUGAUGUUGUCCAACAAGAACACGUAAACAAGAUGAACGCACGAAACAUCGCAACCGUGUUUGCCCCAAACAUGACCCAGAUGGCGGAUCCUUUGACUGCACUGAUGCAUGCAGUGCAGGUGAUGAACUUGCUGAGGAUGUUGAUCUUGAAGACGCUGAAAGAGAGACAAGAUUCUUUGUUAGAGGAAGUGUCUGUCUCCAAUUACGCUGAUCCAUCCGAUGAGAACGGCCACCGCAGCCCUGAGCUUGAUAAUACUUCUCAAGUUGCAGAUCAGGAGAAGUUCUCAGGAAAUGAGGCAUUUCAUUUCCCUCAAAACUCUCAUGAGAAUCCUGCACCUGAGAAAGAAGGCAUCCCUGUUCGAUCAUCGAACGGACAUGAAUUAGCGACGAAUGGCCCUAACUUUGCGAAUCGUAUGAGAAAGAAGGGGCGCAGCUUGAGCGGGCAGCAUCACAGGAAAGGAAGAACAAAAGAACACUCGACGACGAGAGCUUCCGUGCGAGAUGAGAAGUCACAGGGGACGAGUAAUUUGAGUCUAAUAAAUUCGAAGGUUGAACGUGUAGAGGCUAUUUGAUGGUCGUUAAUGAAUAUCAAUUGUGAUCGAUGUGUUGUUAAACUAACUCUAAUGAAUUCUCUUUUCUUUGUUCUUC